UGAUUUGAUUUCAGGUCAAGUCACAUUUCUGAAAGCGGUUUUUCUGCCUUACCGUAGCUGUUAUUUCGAUUCAUGAUUUGGCAAUAACCUACUUGCCGUUUCUGAAAGAGAAGGGGAGACCGUAACUUUUUUAAAGGUAAAGAUUCUGUCUGUUCGAGCUCGCAAGUGUAUGCAGUACUUUUUUCGUAUGUUAAUUUGACUCAAAAAGGAUUUUCUGUUUCUUACGGGAGGUUUAGAAGUACACGUGUGGGCUUUUCUGCCAGAAAUUGUAUUUAGAAAUCUUUUUGUGGUGGACGUUUUCAGGUUCUUUCAAAAUCUGGUAUUUUCAUUGCGGUCCUUGUCCUUAUAGGAAUGUGAGGGCAGGUUUUCAAAUCAUCGCUAUGCCAGCCACUGAAAGAUUCCACAGUAUGAGGGAUUUUCAGAAAAUGAAUCUUAGCUGAGUGGCAUCCUCCGUCUCCGCCAUGGACGAUCGGGUCGAGGGUCGUUCCGCCCGUUAUGGCGUGUCCCUGAAGGAGCUCCGGGAGCUCAUGGAAUACCGGGGCAGGGAUGCUGUCCACAAGAUCAGGGACGAGUAUGGAGGCAUCCAGGAACUUUGUAAGAAGCUCUAUACAUCCCCCACAGAUGGUCUGAGUGGUUCGGCGGCCGACCUCGAGCACAGACAGAAAACGUUUGGCCUUAACAUCAUUCCUCCAAAGCCGCCCAAGACUUUCUUGGAGCUAGUAUGGGAAGCCCUGCAAGAUAUCACACUCAUCAUCCUCGAAGUGGCAGCUCUUAUCUCACUCGGACUUGCCUUCUACAAACCACCUGCUGAUCUCGAACUAGGUGGCCAUGAUGACAGUGAGGCAGAUGCAGGAUGGAUCGAAGGCGCAGCCAUCCUUGUCAGCGUGAUCAUUGUGGUGCUGGUGACUGCAUUCAAUGAUUACACCAAGGAGAGACAGUUUCGGGGAUUACAGAACCGCAUAGAACAUGAGCACAAGUUUGCUGUCAUCCGUGGAGGCGAAGUGAAUCAAAUACCGGUGGGAGAAAUUGUGGUGGGGGAUAUUUGUCAGGUAAAAUAUGGUGAUCUUCUUCCUGCUGAUGGUCUUAUCAUUCAAAGCAAUGACCUAAAGGUGGACGAAAGCUCACUAACUGGUGAAUCAGAUCAUGUUAAAAAGGGAGAGAGUAUAGACCCUGUUUUACUUUCAGGGACACAUGUGAUGGAGGGCAGUGGGAAAAUGUUGGUGACUGCUGUUGGAAUCAAUUCCCAGGCAGGCAUUAUCUUUACACUGCUGGGGGCUGCAAAGACAGAAGAUAAUGAGCAGAAAAAGAAAGCCAAAAAAGAAGCCAAAAAAGCUCGCAAAAAGAAGAAAGAACCCUCAGCAUGGCAUAAUGAUGCUAAGAAUACACUGGAAUGUUCACCCCUGACCGUCCCCGUGUCCAUUUCAGACGAAGAAGCCAUUGUAUCAGGCAACUCUCAUCUGCUAAAUGAUUCAUCUGGGAAGGCCAACAACAGGGAAGCUGUUGAAGUUGUUCCCGCAAAGCAAGAGAGUAACCCUAGGAAAGAACAGUCUGUUCUUCAAGCAAAAUUGACCAAACUAGCAAUACAAAUAGGAUAUGCUGGUUCAACUAUAGCUAUAUUAACUGUUAUCAUUCUUGCUAUUCGUUUUGCCGUAAAGUUUUUUGUCAUUAAUCCACGUCCUUGGAACCCUUUUUAUAUGAAUUAUUUUGUGAAAUUUAUCAUCAUUGGUGUCACUGUCUUGGUUGUUGCUGUCCCCGAAGGUCUUCCAUUAGCUGUCACUCUUGCGCUUGCCUACUCGGUGAAGAAAAUGAUGAAGGAUAACAAUUUAGUGCGUCACUUGGAUGCCUGUGAGACUAUGGGUAAUGCCACUGCCAUUUGUUCUGACAAAACAGGAACCCUCACCACUAAUCGCAUGACUGUGGUGCAGUGUUUUCUUUGUGGAACUCAACAUUUAGAUAUGCCCAAAUAUGAGAAUCUACCUUCAAAUGUUGCUGAUUUACUAGUGACAGGAAUAUCUGUUAACAGUGCUUAUACAUCGCGUGUCCUGGUGGAUCCUUUGAAUGUGGAGCUUCCUAAGCAGGUGGGAAAUAAAACAGAAUGUGCCCUGCUCUCAUUUGUGAAGGAUAUAGGCAAAGACUAUCAGGCUGUACGAGAUGACAUUCCUGAGGAGAAACUUCACAAGGUGUAUACCUUUAACUCUGUUAGAAAAUCCAUGAGCACUGUCAUUCCCAUUGAAGGUGGAUUUAGAGUCUUCACUAAAGGAGCAUCUGAAAUGGUCCUCAAAAAGUGUAACUUUAUCUUUGGUCGUGAUGGUCAACUAGAAUCAUUUACCAGGGAGGAUCAGGAUCGAUUAGUGAAGACAGUGAUUGAGCCCAUGGCUAGUGAUGGGCUACGAACCAUUGCCAUUGCAUAUAAGGACUAUGUAUAUGCAGCUGAGGCUCAGAAUCAAAUUCAAAUCACUUCUGAACCAGAUUGGGAAAAUGAAGAUGCAAUUGUCUCAGAAUUGACAUGCCUCUGCAUUGUGGGAAUUGAGGAUCCUGUCAGGCCUGAGGUUCCUGAUGCUAUCAAGAAAUGCCAAAAGUCAGGCAUCACUGUUCGUAUGGUGACUGGAGACAAUGUGAACACAGCUCGGUCUAUUGCCAUGAAAUGUGGCAUCAUCAGGCCUGGUGAUGAUUUUCUAGUUUUAGAUGGCAAGGAAUUUAAUCGCAGGAUAAGAGACAGUAAUGGAGAAUUUCAACAACAUUUGUUUGACAAAGUGUGGCCACGCCUAAGGGUUUUGGCACGGUCUUCACCUCAAGAUAAAUAUACUUUGGUCAAGGGCAUCAUUGAUUCAAAGCUAAACCCCAAUCGUGAGGUUGUGGCUGUGACAGGGGAUGGAACAAAUGAUGGACCAGCACUCAAGAAGGCUGAUGUAGGAUUUGCCAUGGGCAUUGCAGGAACAGAUGUUGCCAAGGAAGCUUCUGACAUCAUCCUGACAGAUGACAACUUCACAAGUAUUGUAAAAGCUGUGAUGUGGGGAAGAAAUGUGUAUGAUAGCAUCGCAAAGUUCCUACAGUUUCAACUGACAGUCAAUGUAGUGGCUGUCAUUGUGGCCUUUGUUGGGGCCUGUGCCAUUGAGGACAGUCCCCUAAAGGCUGUUCAGAUGCUGUGGGUGAACUUGAUUAUGGACACACUGGCAUCUCUGGCAUUGGCCACAGAGUUGCCCACUCCAGACCUUCUGCUUCGGAAGCCUUACGGCCGUUCGAAGCCUCUCAUCUCUCGCACCAUGAUGAAGAACAUCUUGGGUCAUGCCAUCUACCAACUAAUCGUCAUCUUCACACUACUUUUUGCAGGUGACAGAAUAUUUGACAUCGACUCUGGCCUGAAUUCAGGUCUGCGGGCCAAGCCUUCUGAACACUUCACUAUCAUUUUCAACACAUUUGUGAUGAUGACACUCUUUAAUGAAAUGAAUGCCCGAAAAAUCCAUGGGGAACGGAACAUUUUUGAAGGACUUUUCACAAACCCUAUUUUCUACAGCAUCCUGAUCAUCACAACAGCAGCACAGGUGGUGAUCAUUCAGUUUGGUGGUUAUGCCUUCAGCACAACUACCCUCACCCUGGACCAGUGGCUGUGGUGCAUAUUUCUAGGUUGUGGCACUUUAGUAUGGGGACAGAUUAUCAACACUUUGCCCACUCAGCGUAUCCCUCACACAUUCACAUGGGGUUCAGGAACCCCAGAGGACGACCUUGCACCCUCACUUGGACAAGAUGGGGGGAGUAGUGGAUCCCUUUCUCAAGAUGUCAAAAGUCGGACAGGACAGAUUUUGUGGAUAAGAGGGCUCACACGUCUGCAAACUCAGCUGAGGGUUGUGCGAGCCUUUAAGAGCACGCUGGAGGACAUGGAGGAGCGUCGCAGUGUCCACAGCUUGCAUAGCUUGCGCAGUUCUCGCAGUCACCCCAAGCAGCUCUCCGACAUAAGUUACAUCGACGAAGACGUGAAAACCCCGUCGCCCAACGACUACCCUUACGACAUACACAAAACCAACAACCAUUCUGUGCGGAACCACACGCCGGACGGGGAGACUGCCCCUCUGAUGAUCCGCAGGAAUUCCCCCACCAGUAUUACGUCGCCAGUCAACUCCUCCUCUUCGGGCGCCUCUCUCACGAACAACAACCGGCCCAACCCGACCAGCCCCCACGGAUACCACCUGCUUGUAGAACCCACCAAGAUACACGAGACCAGCAUCUGAAGAAACUUCAUACCCUCCCCUUUUUGGUGUACAAAGGAUCUGCUGCGAGAAGCUGAACUUGCUUCUAAUUUAUUUCUUACAAUUCAAAUGGAUGAUUGUAAAUACAAUUUUUUUAAAGCGGAUCGAUUAUUUGUGCUUUUAUAAAGUUGUAAAAAAUGUUUUACUCGAGGGAAUCUCAUCGCUAAGAAUCGAAGAAUAGUGUUCUGAGUCAGACUUGCAUAGGAUCUGUUCAAAUGAUAUUUUAAAUAAAGUGGAUGAAGCAGAUAAUAGAAUCCUUAAGAGAAUUAAAAUGCACUGCUUUCCCCAACCAAUGAUUAAAAACCCAAUUUUUAUCUAUUCUGAACUAGAUAUUUUCCCAUGAUAGGAAUUUUUUAUUUUUUCGAUUAGAAUUAAUUUUUAUUAGAAAAGACAAUUUCCUGAGGGAGGAAAUCUUUCAUUUUCCUUUUAAAGUCAAGAUGAACUCUCAGAAAUAAUAAAAAUGGCAAACUGCAGCUUUUAGAGAAGACAGAAUGUGUAAAAUUCAUAAUCUUGCAAGAAAUGUAUAGAAUAAAAUAUUUCUGUAAAUUAUCAGCCUUCCUUUAAAGAUGCAUGUCAAACUCCAGAGGUAUUUGUUGCAACUUAAAUAAGAUGCUGAUGUAUAAAAAUUAAAAAAAAAAGUGCCUCGCUAUGGAACUUGAAAAAGAGUGGUAAAUUGGAUAUGGUUUAAAAUUUUGGAUGUUAUCAAUAUAAAAUCAUCCUAUUCUUCUUUUUAUCCAUAAGUACAUUUAAGUGUUUCUUUAAAGAAGCCUAUUUAUUUGCUUUUUUAAUUCAGCUAUUAAUAAAAAUAAUUGCAGGGUUAUUUAAUUCUUAUUCCAUUGGAUAUUCAAUGGAAGCCACUACUUCAAUUUUAUAAAAUUAAGCUUUGAUAUAAAAAAAAUUUUAAUAAAUUUUGAUUUUAAAAUAAUUUUUUUUUUUGACCUGUAGCAUGUGUCAUUGAUUCCAAAAGCUAAAGAAUUCUUAAUACUUGAUAUUUUCUUUCAUUUUUGCUUUCUGAAAUUUCUACAUCAUAGAUUUUUUAAGAAAAUGCACAAAUCCAAAUGAACACUAACAAACCUAUACUUAUUUGAUCUUUUGUAAGAUAAUUUGAUAACUUGUUUCAUUUUUAAUGCCAUUUUUUUUUAAUUCUUUUGUUUGAAAUUUUAUAUUUACGUAUUCAUCGCUUAGUAAAUUUUCUUAUAUUGUGGAAUCAUUUAAAAAUAAAGUUGAGUAAAAUAGAAUUCCAAAGGAAUUCAAAUUUUCUAGUCAUUGAAACUUAAUUUAAUGCAUCUGCUACAGUAUUUUGUAGCUGCUUGUUGUAAGAAUUUUCAUAAUUUAUUUUAUUUUUCUGGAUAUUUUUUAUAUAAAAUUUGGUUUUAAAAAAUUCUUUUUUGAUAUAUGUGGUUUGAUAGUUGUAAACAAAAUCAACAAUUUCAUUUUGUUCUUUAAAAAAGUUCAUUUUGAUUACUUUUAUAAAAUUAUAAAGAAUUAAUUUUAAAAUCGAAAUCUGAAUUCUCAUUUAAAAAGAUCGUUCAUUUCAACAGUUUCAUUUAUAAAAAUAUUGAUAUUUUUAUUUUCUAAACUUUCUUGUGUAUGAAAUAAGUGUCCGGUUUCCUUUAAUCUAAAUUUCAGAAAAAUUGCAAGUACAUUCAUGGCUGACACCCAUAACAAUUGUGUUUUUUUUAUCUUAUGCAUAAAAAAAAAAUCUAAAUUGUUACUUACUGAAAGAUAAACUUUGAUUGUUACUCUAUGCUGAUAUGGACACAAUAAAAUAGCUAUGUUUUUGUGAAUCUGGGAAUGAGAAAUGGGAUAUUCGAUGCAUAAUUUGAGGUCUUGCAGUUCCCAUGAUGUCUUACCUUACCAUCAUAUUUUUUAGCCUUCUUUCUAUGUUUUUCAUGUCUUAAAUUUUUCUAUUUUGCUGCAAAAUGUUGUUGCUUUUAAUUUGCUUUCUGGAUAUUUUUGUAUUAGUGAUCAUGCAGUAAAGAUAAUUUCCUACCCUUGUGUAGCCCUAUUGAUUUCUUGCAUUAUUUUUUUUUUCAAUCCUUUUAUAAUGACUGCCAAGUCUUAAAAUUAUUGAUCCCAUUUCAUUUUGAAUGAUCACUUCUUAAAAUUUACUCUUACUUUAUCGGACACUUAUUUUGCAACAGUGAGAAAGCCAUUUAUGAUUUUAUCUCUCUUGAUUGCUACUCAGCCUAAGAGAAACUCUAAUGAAUUGGAGGCUAUAUAAGUUUGUUGAUAUAUUUCAGUGACUAGUUUUAUUACAUGUAAUAUCUUAUCUUGCAUUUAUUAAUUGGGUCUUAAAAAUAAAAUUGAUAUUUCAAUUUAUAGCAGAGGCAGGCAAAAGCUCUUUAUUUAACAGGAAAAUAACUAGUUAUUCAUUGUGAUUGAUUAUAUGGAUGCUAAUAUUGUAAUAAAAUCGGCACAUUGAUGCAAUAUAUAAACCUCUUUCAUUGUUUUAUGUAAAUUAACUUAAAAUAGGAUUACAAAACAAGUAAAACACAAAAUUUCUUGAAAUGUGUGCAUUGUUUUUAUGAAUAGGUUGGUAUUUGAUUAUUUUAGAAAUUGUCAAUUUUUGAUAUUUUUUUACCAAAAUAUGAAUUUACUGCUUUUUGUCUUGUUCCUGUAUCACUUGUAGGAAGGGACUGCAUUUAUAAUUAAGUUCUAUUUUCUCCUGUGGCUUCUGCAAGAUGUUAGCAGCAAACCAUUAAGUAAUAAUAAGACACUAAUAAGACAAGUUCAUCUUGAUUGUGUUUCAGGUGUGAAUUUCCUUGUCAAUAUCUUCUUAUUAAUCCCUUUCAACAUCAGUAAGAAGUAAGAUGGCUAUUAGAUAAGAAGGCGUUGUCAGUUUUUGUCCUCUGUUAGCAUUAAUUGCAAUUGUGGAAACAUCUGUCAGUAAUUUAUAUUUUCAUCAACUUCAUAACUUCUUCUAAAUAAGGUGUUCACAGUUAUUCUUUCAUUAAGACAUUACCCUGAGAACGAAAGUAGUUAUAUUAGGGUUUCGCCCCCUCCUUCAUUACAGUUUAGGAAUGCUAGAAUAAUUUUUGAAACAAGUGAUAAUGCAAUAAACAUUUUUUAUGAGAAAAAUCGGUAGUAUUAUGUUGUUUGUUUAGUAGAAGUUGGUGGCUAAGCUAUUGAAGCGGCUUAAUUUCCGUCAUUGAUUGAAAAAAUAUGAGACAGAUGCUGUCUUUGGCCUCUUUAAAUAUUAAGUGAUCCUAAUUAAACUUGCUCUAUUUAGAGCACUCUGUAAUUGUAAUUAAAAUGCCGGUGGAUUUGAAAGUUUCUAUAUAGAUAGUUCAAAGGAAAUUAAGUUCAAACGAUGCAUGGAAAGGAUGCACUUCAGUGUCUUGUUUCAGUUCAAAGGAUGCGCUGCAAGAUUCCACGGAGAAAACAAAAAUUUGCUAGGUAUGCAAACAAGCUACAAAUUCCAAAACAAGCCUUUUCUGUCUGAUACAGACUGUUUAGCAGUCUAACGUGCACAUUGUAGCCCACCCCCAUUAAAGUAUAAAAACUGCUGACGAUGAACAGUGUAUUCAACAGCUGCUCUGUGGCACAUAAACGAUAUAUGAUCCAUAUACGAUAGUUACUGAGCUUUAAUUGGUCCUCCUCUUUUGUAUCCAAAACUCACGUUCAGGCCAUCUUUAUACGGAGUACCUUAAGAAUGGAGGUUAAAAAGAAUAAAUAAAAAUUAAUGUUUUCCUCUUUAAUCGCAAUGCCGUGAUUAUCAAUUUUUGUACUUUCAUAAGGCUUCAUUUAUAAAAAUAACAAUUUCAUGUGCCAUAAUGUUUGAAAAUGUUAAAGUAGGCCAUGGUUAUUUAUUGCAUGCUUUUCAGGCAUUUCGGCUGCAAUGGACUAGAAAAAAAAAUUGUGUGGAAUUUUUAGUCUAUUCUUUGCAUUGUCAUACAAAUUUUUGAAUCGGUACACAUUUCAGUUGCAUCUACAGAAUGCUUUGAAUAGGCGAAGUUUAAUUACGAUUACCUUGUUCUUUUCCUAGAUCUCCGCUUAUAAUACAGCUUCAAAUGCUAGUUUUUACAUCAAACUGGGAACUAUUUUUAAUGUAAAAUAUUGAAUUAUUAAUUAGAAAUUAUGUUGUAAUUAGACCGUUGAUGUAAUUAAUUCACUUAUUAAAUUGGAUAUUAAUAUUUUCUUUGUAGUUCAGUGGAUUCAUUAUAUGCUGUUUUGGCUGUUGAUCUUAUACUAAUAUCUGUAUUCAAGGUAAUCCGAGAUUAGUUUCUGGGAAAUACGGCAUACCUUAACCUGUUAAUCGUGUAAUUAACUUGUAUCUAGUUCGUUUUGCAUUGGAAUAUUUCGUCAUAUCCAGUUAACAGGUUAAGAACGGAAGUUAAAAAGUAAUAAAUGAAAUUAUAUUGAUGAUUUCAUAUUCAUAGGCACAAUGUACCUUUGCUGAUGGCUCCAAUAUUUAACCUCUCCCCCCAAGCAGUAGCCGAAUGACUCAUAAUGUUCAUAGUGAUUCAUAAUAAUAUUCCAUAAACAAUGAUUAUUUUCUUUCCAUUUGAUAACAUUUCACUCUUUGUUAUGAUUUUCACAAAUACUGGAUCUGAUUUUUUAAAAAUAAAUAUAGCAUCUGAAAGGAGAGGUUAAUUUCUAACUCAAUUCGAAACAAUGCUUUUUUGAGACCAUCCCCAGAAGCCAAAAAAUCUGUACACUGAUAACUGCAAUUCAAUCAUUGUGUGCUACCUGUCUUUUUGGUUCGGAAUUCUUUGUACACAUUCUCUGCAAUCUCUGUAAUUGAUCUUUAUUUUGAUUCAGUAAGAAAUAAAAUUUCCAAUUUCAUGUGUACACUUUAAAGACGGCUAUUUGACUAUUCCACCGUUUGUUUCAUGCAUAUUAUUUAAUUAUAAGGAUUGAUACAAUAAGGAAUUUUUCAGUGACUGCAAGCUACAACAAGACAUUUGUUUGAAUGUCAUUUCCCAUCCCCCUCCCUCGAAAUCCCCACUUUUAAAAAAAUCUUACGAUUUCGUUCUAGAGGUAAACUAAAGAGUAAGAAAAUAUAAAGAUAAAUUUCUUAAAGAAUGCUCUGUCUCUUUCAUACAUUUUUGGUCAUGGAUUCGUCUAAGGCCAACCACCAACUUUUGGCAUUGCUUAUCUCUUUUGUUUCAUAUACUCAUAUGCCCUCUUUAUAAAAGCUGAAAAUUAGUUAUCAAAAAUCAGAUAUAUUGAAUUUUAUGAUUAAAAUAUAGCAAAAAAAGAAGCUUGCUUGUAUAUAGCUAGUUUGAAAAAAGGAGGAAACAAAAAAGAUCUGAAAUUUUGUGAUAUUGCCAAUGUUAAGCAUCACUGAAAGUAUUUUUAUAUGCUGUUAAAUUUUAAAGUUCUUUAAUAAGAUUGAAUUUAUUCUCACAUGAAGAAUACUCUUGAAGUAUUCUAAAGAAAAUGAAUAUUUUUAAGUGCCCUGUAUUCUACUUUAAAGCACUGAUUCAGUAAAUAAAAUUAUAAUUAUAAAAUGAAAUAUUUGAUAUCGGAACUUGUUCAAUAUUAACUACGAUCACUUUUUGAGUAUUGUCAACUUUUGCAAUUAAUUUUUUAAAAAUUCAAAUAAGUUUCUCGUCCUUUAUUUUGUUCUUUUCAAGGUAUCUGCAUUUCAUUUGUUCUUUAGCUCUUUGAAGCAAAGGAAUUUUAUGUUAUUUAAUAUCGUCCUCAAAAAUGAAAAAAGAAAUUCACGAUAUUUUUUGUGUAAGGAGGAAAAAAAAUUAGUUUUUUCCCCUCGCAACUUAGAAGUAGUCUUUCGUCUCUGAAUGUGAUUAGAACUUGUUACAAUUCUUCACUUCUAUAUUUCAAUUUCGCUCAUGAAAUAAUUUUCUUUGCUGAUAAACCCAUUUUGAAACUUCGAUUUGUUUUGUUUAUGCAGUAAAUCAUUAUGCAUUUUCAUCUAAAUUAGCGAGUAAAAAAAAUGGCAAUUUUUUUAUAUUAGCAUUUUCCUAAUUUGGAACACAAAUAACUUUUAUUGAUUUUCCGGUUCGCAUCUGUAAAUCACAACCAUCCCAAACAUAAAAGACUGGCAGUCUGUUGUGGCAUUCUUUAUUUUGAAAAUUAGGUCGUUUAUUAAUUAACCACCAAAGAAAAAGAAGAUGGUUCAUACCUCCAAUUAGUUUUUCUAAUGCAUAUAAAAUUAUAAAUCAUGUUAAAAUUUUCAAUGAGACUUCAAAACAAACCUGUCGGAUAAUGUUCAUUUUAAAUUAUAGCUUCAAUUAAAAACUUGAGUCGAAGUUAAAUUUUCGUAUAUUCCGUUUUUAUAUUUAAUAUUUCAGAAACUUCCAGACUGAGAAAUUAAUUUUUCUUAGUAUCGGUUGCACAUUUAUUGACUUAGAAGUUUAAAUUUUCGAAUUCAUUCCAGAUUUUUAUUUCAUCUUUUCUUUAUCUUGAUGUCAAAGGCUGGGAUCAAGUUUUUAUGUGCGACAUUUUUAGUAAUUUAAAACAAUUUUCAUGUGAAAUUAAAUCUUGCUUCUGAUAUAAUGAUUUUUAUAAUUUUGUUUCUUAAUUGAAAGAAUUAAAAUAUUUCACUUCAUAAAAUAGUGCAAUAAUGAAAAUAUUUAACAAAUUUCUUGGCAUUUAAUAAAUAUAUAUUUUAUGUAUAUAUGUAUAUAACUUAUUUGGAACAAAUUAAUACUGCUUUUAUUUCGACAUAAAAGGUUAAUAGUACACCCCCUUUCCCUCUCUUAAUUUCUCAUAGACAAACAGGAAACUAGAUUCAGUUUUGAACGACAAACAAGUUGACAUUUCAUUGUUUUUACCGUUGAAGAGAUGUUUCUCGGAACCAUGCUUCUGACGAUGUGUAUCCUAAUAUCAGUCUUACUCAUAAUAAUAGUAAUGGAAGUUCUUAUUAGUCAUCAAUUGUUUCAUUUGGUUAUGCAUUUGUUAUAUAAAAAUGGCAUCACCAAACAUUCUUAAGAUAUUAAUUUGUCAUUUUGAAUGAAAGUUAUUGAAUAAGAUUCUUAAAGUUAUCUUGCCAGUCUUUACUUUAUUUUUUUCAGAAAAAAAAAAAAAAAAUCCAGCAAUUUUUUUCAAUUUUAAGCUUUUAAUAAUAUAUGGCAUUUUCAAGAAUUUUUGAAGGGUUGAUACUCCAAACUCAAUCUUUUGAGAAACAAAUCUUUACAAAAAAAAUAACAUAUCUAAUGUAAAAAUUUUAGGAAGUUUUGAAAUAAUUAAGGGAAUUGCUGAAAUUCUGAAACAGAAAUCAAACAAAUUGAUUAGUUGCUAAUAGUGUAAAACUUUACAUGAAAUUAUUAACAUUCGUUACUUAAUUUGCAAAAUAUUGAUUUUGUUCUGUACAAGUGUAUGACGUCAAAUUUAUAGACAUGUACUGAUAUAUUCAUAAUGUAAGCCCUAAUGAUUCUUCUGCAGCUGAUUAUAAUUUCAUGUACAGUUUUAUGUAAUAACUGUACAGUUAUUUUUGUAAAUUUAGAGUGCGACAAAUAAUUAGAAUGAAACAUAAACUCUUGGAGAUCAAUAUUUAUUUGAAAAUUGUGAUAUAAUUUUUUUUACUUCACUUCUUAUUUAGGAACUCGGAAUGCAAAAUUUUCUUGUAAAACAUAGAAUUUAUUAAUUAAAAAUUCUGUUUUGGCAAUAUUUUGUUUUGUGCAGUGACUGAUUCGCAUCAAAAGUAAGUAGUGCAGUUGACACCAUGCGACUGAACAAUCAAUGGCAACAUUAUUUCUACAUUUGUGAAACAUAGCAGCAGAACAUCUCUUCUUUCUCUAUCAUUAAGUUGUUGAUUUUCAGUGUUAGAAUGGAAAUUAGAAUUCUUUCUUAGAUUGAAACAUGUCAAAGUGUUCUGUAAGAGUUUUAUUUUUCCUUUUUUAAAAUAUAAAUAGCCUUGUUGUUUAAUUCAGUAACAUGAUUGUGUUUUAUGGUGAUUCCUGUUUCAUUGUCAACAAUAAAAAAACUCUUUUUAUAUAAAAUAAAAAUGUUCUUGUUUUA
Messenger RNA from Argiope bruennichi, 12173 nucleotides. RefSeq names its product plasma membrane calcium-transporting ATPase 2-like. The transcript has 24 exons. Gene Ontology annotation, biological process: calcium ion transmembrane transport; regulation of cytosolic calcium ion concentration. Gene Ontology annotation, molecular function: P-type calcium transporter activity; ATP hydrolysis activity; ATP binding. Gene Ontology annotation, cellular component: membrane; intracellular membrane-bounded organelle. Lineage: Eukaryota; Metazoa; Arthropoda; Arachnida; Araneae; Araneidae. The record is from RefSeq and is a predicted model, not a curated record. Bases 462 to 4226 code for a protein of 1254 amino acids.